Limanda limanda (common dab) is the source of this 5686-nucleotide messenger RNA. Its product is annotated as contactin-1a-like. The record is from RefSeq and is a predicted model, not a curated record. Gene Ontology annotation, molecular function: cell-cell adhesion mediator activity. The coding region runs from base 249 to 3302 and encodes 1017 amino acids. NCBI's taxonomy places the organism in Eukaryota, Metazoa, Chordata, Actinopteri, Pleuronectiformes, Pleuronectidae. Gene Ontology annotation, biological process: cell-cell adhesion; brain development. The transcript is spliced from 24 exons.
CAGCAGUUGCUAACCAGCAGCAGCAGACUAUCGCAGUUUAUCCCGGGGCACACAUCAUGGUGUAGCUGACUCCACCGCUGCCAACUCAUCGCUAACGGGUCUGUAGCCACAGUCAGUCGUGCAAGGGUGCAUCUGUGUGCACCUCAGGGUGUGUGCAUGGGAACAGAGGAAAUCCAGGCAGUCCUGCUAAUGUUCCAUCAGCUGAGCUUUAAGCUGUAACCCCACCAGGUGGUUCUCACUUCAGCAUCAUGCUGCACCUCACCCUGCUCCUCCAUCUCCUGGUCCUCUCACUCUCUCCUGCAGAUGCAUCAUUCAAUGGGGAGGUACCUGACUUUUAUAGAGAUGAAGCCGCAGGUUUCGGGCCAGUGUUUGAGGAGCAGCCGGUGGACACCAUCUACCCCGAGGAGUCGCCCGAGGCCAAAAUCAUCCUAAACUGCCGCGCUCGGGCCAAUCCACCUGCCACAUACAAAUGGAGGCUUAACAACUUGCACAUUGAUCUGACUGAAGAGGGCAGCCUCUACAGUUUAGCGGGAGGCAACCUGGUCAUCAACAACCCACUCAAAACCAAACACGAAGGGGACUACUCCUGCAUGGCUUCCAACAUGUUCGGCUCGGUCGUCAGCCGAAAGGGCUCGGUCCAGUUCGGGUACCUGGAUCUUUUCUCGUCAGAGGAGAGGGAGACGGUGAAAAUCAAAGAGGGACAGGGGGCAGUGCUGCUCUGCGCUCCCCCGCCACAUCAUCCAGCCGAGCUGUCGUUCCGAUGGAUCCUCAAUGAGUUCCCCACCUUCAUCCCACUGGACCAGCGGCGCUUUGUCUCCCAGUCCAACGGGAACCUGUACAUCUCCAAGGUGGACUCGUCAGACACCGGCAACUACUCCUGCAUCGCGUCCAGCACGUCCAUCUCCAAGAGCGUGUUCUCCAACUACAUCCCUCUCGUGCCUCUGGCUGAACGUCCCAUCAGGAAGUACCCUGCUGACCUCAAUGUCAAGUUCCCAGACACCACAGCUCUGGUCGGGCAGAAUAUCACCUUGGAGUGCUUCGCUCUGGGAAACCCCGUUCCUGAGAUCCACUGGAAAAAGUUGGAGGGGCCAAUGCCGCCCAAUCACGAGAAGGCAGGGGCUCAUCUGCACCUGUACAAUGUGCAGUUUGAAGAUGGCGGCACGUAUCGGUGCGAGGCGGUGAACUCGAGAGGAAAAGACUACCACACUGCCCGUGUGUCUGUAGAAGCUUUCCCUGAGUGGGUAGAGCACAUCAGCAGCACGGAGAGAGACCUCCACAGCGAGUACACCAUGUCCUGCGAAGCCAGUGGCAAACCCAAACCACACAUCCACUGGCUGAAAAACGGAGAACCGCUCGACAGGAAAGAGAUGAUGUUCAGCAGCCUGAUGUUUGACGACUCGGGGAUGUACCAGUGCAUAGCACAGAAUCGCCACGGAGUCAUAUAUGCCAACGCGGAGCUGCGUGUGUUUGCCUGUGCUCCCACGUUUGAACACAACCCAGUGAAGAGGGUCCUGGUGGCCAAAAACGGCCGGGUGGUGAUCCAGUGUCGACCAAAAGCUGCUCCAAAGCCGAGCAUCUCCUGGAGCAAAGACACGGAGCUGAUCUCCAACUCUACCAGGGUGUUCAUCUGGGAGGACGGGAGCCUGGAGAUCCUCAACGUGACGCGGGCAGAUGAAGGCCGCUACACCUGUUUUGCAGAGAACGACCGGGGCAAGGCCAACAGCACGGGUGCUCUGCUGGUUACAGAUUCCACAAAGAUCACCUUGGCGCCAGCCAACGCUGACGUUAAAGUGGGUGAGAACACCUUGAUGCAGUGCGCCGCCUCCCACGACUCCUCCCUGGACAUCACCUUCAUCUGGUCGCUGGACGGCCGGGUCAUUGACCUGCACAAGGAGAGCCAGCACUAUGAACGCACACCGAACGGGAGCUCGAACGGCGAGCUGCUGAUUAGACACGCCCAGCUGAAGCACGCCGGACGAUACAGCUGCACUGCGCAGACCCCCGUCGACAACAUUACCGCCUCUGCCCACCUGGUUGUCAGGGGACCCCCGGGGGCCCCAGGUGGGUUGCGAGUGGUGAACCAAACCGACAAGAGUGUGACGCUGCAGUGGAGCCGAGGAGCAGACAACCAUAGCCCCAUCUCCAAAUACACCAUCCAGUACAGGGAUUUCAUCCAGAAAGACCUGUGGAAGAACGCCUCUACAUCUCCUGCAGAUGUAGAGGGAAACACAGAGACAGCUACCGUGGUGGAUUUGCUCCCCUGGACCGAGUAUGAGUUCAGGGUGAUUGCCACCAACACCCUGGGGACAGGAGACCCGAGCAGCCCGUCGCCCAAAGACACGACCCUGGAAGCAAUUCCUGUGGUGGCGCCCUCGGACAUCGGCGGGGGUGGAGGGACCAGCAGAGAGCUGACCAUCACGUGGACGCCGGUGCAGCCACAGUACUACUACGGUUCCAACUUUGGCUACAUCGUGGCCUUUAAACCUCAAGAUGACAACCAGUGGAGGAGGGUGAUAGUGUCCGACCCCCAGGCCAGCCGCUACGUCCACAAAGAGUCGUCCAUUGUCCCUUUGACCAAGUUCCAGGUCAAAGUCAAAGCGUUCAACAGCGAAGGAGAGGGACCCUACAGCCUCACAGCCAUCAUUUACUCCGCGCUGGAUGCUCCAUCCGAACCUCCUGUGAGUGUCAACGGCAAAGCUCUCUCUGCCGUCGAAGCCACGGUGUCGUGGCGGCCGCUCUUACAAGGCAAUAUAGAGGGAUACCAGGUGAAGUACUGGAGGAAGCUGGAAGACGGCGAGGGCGGGGCUCAGAGGGUGGUGGUGCCCAGAGAGGAGAACCACACCAAGUUGGAGGGGAUGAAGCCCAGCUCCGUUUACCUCAUCGAGGUCAGGAGCUACAACUCUGCAGGCUUCGGGCCGCCAAGCGAACACAUCCAGAUCCACACCAAGAAAGCCCCUCCCAGUCGACCGCCAAAAAUAUUAGGUAAAAAGUUUAAGGGACGGUUAGUAAAUAUUGCCUGGGAACACGUUGAACCGCUGGAUACCGAGUCAUCGAUAAAUGGCUACAAAGUGCUGUGCUGGAUUAAGGGUAACUCCACACAAAUCCUGUACACAACAAAUCGGCGGUACAUAGAUCUCCCCCUGCCUCCAGGUGGAACCUAUGUGGUGGAAGUCCGGGCGUCCACAGAUGGAGGAGACGGAGCUCUGGCACAAAUCGUCAUCACAAAUGGCGGUGUGAUGGCUGCCCAGUCCCUCGGCGUACUUUCCCUGCUCCUGGCGGCCCUCCUCUGCCUGAACCUCUGAAUGUAGCGCCAUUUUUGUCUUCACUCCUCGUGAAGAAGACUCUUUAAGCUAGACGCCUGUUAAGGACUUUGGGACUUUCCACACUCUCUCGGUUCCACCCUACAACCCGGGACUUUGUAUAUUCCAACUCUUCCCCUCUGGAAUUUGUUUGCAGGAAUAGACAGAAAUGGAAAAAAUUGGAAAUGGACAAAGACAUCCCUUAUUUAUCCACAAAAAACAACCUCUUUGGAGGAGCGUCAAAAGGAGAUCUGUCAACUUUUUAAAUAUGCCUUAUAUAAACGACUCCACUUAUCUUUCACAGUGAGCUGUUUUUAAAUGGAUCGUGGCUGAAUAUGUGAGCGUUACACUUUACACAGUUUGGCAGUUUAAUGUCUAUAACAUGUUCUAAUCUGUCCCACAGUGCAUUCCACAGGGAAAGUAAACAAGUAGCUGCGAAGGAUAAGUGAAUCAGUUUAUAAAACUGUCUUUGUCUCUCUUUACUUGCAGUUCAGUGGCAUUUUCUUAUGUUUUCUUUUCUAAAUGAAGCACAUACUCUGUUACAGAGAUACAGUCAAAGCAAAUCUCAUCCUUUUACAUUCUUGAUUUUUUAACAAGCAUCAUGGAGAAAAGCUAUUUAUGUCAUGCUGAAAUAAUAUAUCCAAUAAUUGAUAUUGUUUUGCUAUCUAAUAUACUAUGGAUGUUAUGCAGAGAAAUAGAUUGGUUUGACCUGGAAUCAGUGCUUAUCUACAAAUCACUCAAGCUCAAGACCAUAUUCACACGGCAGCCAUUUUCCUCUGAUGUCAUGCUCGGGGUGGGAAUGCUCAUAUGACGUUCAAACUGACUAAUGAAGUGUUGCUGUGAUCUGUGUUUGAAACCCAUGUAAACACAGAGAGAGGCAGCUGAAAAAACAACACAUAGUUCAAAUCGGGCUUAAAUCAUUGUCCCAGAAGUGCAUUGAUUACUCCGUCUUUACCAUUGUAUAACAGUGAUGUUAGCUAGGAAGGGAGGAAAAUGGCUGCUACGGGGUUAUGGUCUGUUCAACCACCUUAAAGAUGUGUGCAUGUUGACAUUGUUACAUGAGUCAAUUUGAAAGGGUUCAGAGGUGCUGGAGAGUGUCAGCACGUGGAAUCAAUAUUUGCAAAACUGAAUGUAAAGCAAACCACGGGACCAGGUGAACAUAUCAAACCUAUUGAAACUUGUUCUUAUUCUGACUGAUGAUUUACCACCUGUAGUUGUACGUGUACAUCUGUGCAGUGAUCAACAUCUCAACAUCUGGGUCAAUGUCGUAACCGAUGCUUAAAAAAACAAAACGCUAAAUUAAAAGUACUUUUGUUUUGACUGUAUCACGAGGACCUUGGUGGUACAAGCCAGUGCUUUGUAAAGAAUGUUGGCUUUUUUUCUUUGUACAUUUUCAUGUUGUCUCUCAUUUGUGGCUUUGUGUGAGAGUCACAGUAGCGACGCUCCUGCCCUCCUGUAAUUGAGCAAUGUCUGAUUCAUCCGUGGCUAACUUUAUAUAUUUUCCAAAGGGACAACUUGCCUAGCUCCUUUAACAGUAAAUCUAGUAUAUUUCAUUUUUUCAUUAUCUUGUUUUGACAGAAGGUAUAAGCGAAGGCAUCCAUGUCGGCGGAAAGAGCCAAAGGUCAUGACAUUGUUUUCACUCCAUUAUUUUUAAACUUUUUUUUUAACAAAGAAAUAUAUGAACAUUAUCAGCUGUUGUCAUUUUUUCGUUCAUAAUUAAUAUAUGUGUAUGUCUUCACUGUUUAAAUGUUGAUUUCCCCUAACAACAAAUGCUGCGUUUUGGAUUCCUACGAUUCACGUGUUGUGUGACAGAUGCUGGCCAUGCUUUUACAUUGUGACUAUAUCAACAUCCACCACAAAGUGCUUUUGCCGGUCAUUUCCUUCAUGCGACAAAUCGAAACAAAAAAAAGAGUUGCCAAAUGCAUGAAUGCCGACAACCUUGACUGACAUUUGGGUCGAGGCGGCGACUCUCUACGCUCUAACAUGCAUGACAUUGCAGAUGAAGUGUACAUUACUUUGCAACCAAUCGACACCAUAGCGACUUCUCAACCUCUGUGCUUCAUCUGAAAUACAUUCCAUUACUGAGUGACAUCCCUGUAUGUCAGAGACGGUAGAGAUCUGAGCCUAACCAGGCUUCUUUCAUCUCGUGUGACGUUUAAGGGUGAGACGUUAAAGAGAAACAUCGAACUAAAGGAAUCUCACUUGUAUAAAGCUCAGACAUGGUCUCUUGCACAAGAUGGUUGGAAUUUGUAUGGCAUCACUGGAGGCAGUGGCAGCGUGUUUGGCUGUCCAGUGCUCCGCUGGACGAGAACGGUACAUGUGAGGGCUGAAACUGGAACUUCUCAUUGGCUGGAUAAGGAACAAUAAAAGUGUAGUUAACUAUUAAA